AUGUCUUCUUUGGCAGACAACAAACAGACCAUUCGCGAACGAAAAAUUUCUCCCUCUGCUUUGUCUCCAGUACAAAAAUAUACUCUCUUGAGGACAAGAUCUCAGAAAAUCAUUCAGGCUAUUUCACGGAAACAUCGGACACGCAUGCAAGAGAAGCUCGCGCUGAUGCUGCGGGAGGAAGUAAGCAAUGGAGCAGGUUUCACCGCCCUUACUACUGUAGGAUACACAUCCUGUACACGCGGUCUUAAACGUAUUCCCGAGGACAACGAAGACAGCGAGGACGAUGACGACACUACAAGCCGAGCUCCCCCGUUCCUCUCCUUACCUGGUGAGAUUCGCAACGAGAUCUACGACUAUUUCCUGCCGAGCUUAGUCAGGCUAGAAGAAGCCAAUGCAUUGAUGUUGACCUGCAAGCAAGUCCAUCAAGAGUUCACAUCCAUGACUGUCGCCAAAACCAAACCAAUCGUGGAAGAAGUAGUCAAAGAACGUGUAUUCAGUCUCAAAUCCAACAGCCCAUUGCCCCAAUCAUCUACUACAACGGAAGAAAGCCUGUCAAUCGCAACCCAUAAGCAACUUCACAACGUCAACCUCUCAAUCGGACUCAUCGAUACCCUCUCCGCAGAAGCCGCAAAUCACAAUCCGGCAGCCCACAAGUUCGACGACUGCAUCGAUUCUUUAAAAGAAUUACUCAGCUUACAUCUCCCCUUUAUCACCAUCUCCGUUGAUCUCUACGCCGACCUCGGUAUCUCCGAUAUCGAACUCCGAGCCCGUAACCUACGCGCUUUCAUCGUUGCCUUUGAGCGUGUGGAGAAUGACCCCGAGAGUACCAUCAACGCACAACAUGUUAUAUUCGAGCUUGCAAGGAGUACUUGGGAAGGUGCUGACAUCCCAUACCCGCCCGCUGUGGCUUUCGUGCGGCGAGAGGAGAAGGUGGAUGGCGAGUCUGGGUUUGAAGCUUUGUGGCACGAUCCGCUGCUGGAGAGGAGGCGGAUGGGGCUUUUGUAUAGUGAGAGUGAUCAUCAGGAAUGGAUUGCGGAGGCGAAGAUGAUGGCGAGGCUUGAGGUUAUUAUGGCUCGGAGUCGGCGCCAUGUGAAUGGUGGGGUCUGA
Pyrenophora tritici-repentis Pt-1C-BFP is the source of this 1107-nucleotide messenger RNA. RefSeq lists its product as uncharacterized. Lineage: Eukaryota; Fungi; Ascomycota; Dothideomycetes; Pleosporales; Pleosporaceae. The record is from RefSeq and is a predicted model, not a curated record.